This is a messenger RNA of Capronia coronata CBS 617.96, 840 nucleotides long. RefSeq lists its product as uncharacterized. Lineage: Eukaryota; Fungi; Ascomycota; Eurotiomycetes; Chaetothyriales; Herpotrichiellaceae. The record is from RefSeq and is a predicted model, not a curated record. The coding region runs from base 1 to 840 and encodes 279 amino acids. The transcript has 2 exons.
AUGGCUCUAUUUUCAACAACAGCCAUGGGCCAGACAGCGACUGCAAAUGCCCCGUCAUCGAUUACGACAUUGGGCUGUUACCAACAUCCGAACCCUCUGGUUGAACAAGGGUCGUACACUUUUCAGACUUCUGGCUACUGCCAAACACAAUGCGUGGGAUUAAACAAAGCUGUGAUGGCUAUUACAGGCGGCUCGACAUGUUAUUGUGGCGAUGAACUCCCAUCUUUGGAUCAAGAAGUGGACCAGGGCAAAUGUGACUCGGCGUGUCAGGGUUACGACCAACAGACAUGUGGUGGGUUAGGAUAUUGGCAGGUCUAUCUCACGGGACUAAAUGCCGAUGUCGACACCGCUCCAAACAGUACUACUAUUGCCUCUACAGCGCAACCCACCUCGACACAAGGUUCUGACCAGCCGCCGACAUCCACUCAGCCUUCUGUCAUCACCAAAGCUGGCCAGACCAUUGUGGUAACCGCCUCGGCCGAUGCCACCGCCACCGCCGUUGCGGCGAAAUCGUCGGGCGGACCGAACAAGGUUGGAAUUGCUGUUGGCGUCGUGGUCGGAGUCAUUGCCCUUGCUGCAAUCAUCGGUGUUGUUCUCUUCUAUAUGAAACGCCGCAAAAACAGGGAGAUUGAAGAAGAGCACCGUCGCAACGCUGCUGUCGGCGCGUUCGGGUCCAGCAAGUCGGAUAAAGCGUCAACAACCGACCAGCGACUUGACCCUUCAAUCUACUCGCACCGCAGACCGAGUAUCGGAAGUAUUGCCGAUGAACGAGAUUUUUCGAGGAGAAUAUUGCAGGUGCGGAAUCCCGACCGAGACUCCAAAGCGUCAAAUUUCGCGUGA